AGUCCGGUGGAGCCUCAGGCCGUCCAGUUGAUAUCUGGCCAAAUGACGCUGUUGUGGAGAAACAAAGGACGAAAAGGGACAAGAAUGGAAGACAAAGAAAAUGCGACUAGACCUCUAAGUGCAAGUCGAUGCGCCAAAUGCCCACGAUGUCUUCAUCCACGUCGCGAUCGUUUCCACCAUUGGUUGUGCUUGCAUUUCGCAUUACUCAAUACCAAACACCGACUGCGCUUACUCCCGGCUAGAACUCUCUCUCUUCUUCAUCCCCAGUCUUAUCUCUGUCGCGGUCUGAUUCCCCGCAUUAUUCUGCAUUAUUCUGAUUAUUAUAAUUCAAUUACCAGGGAUUAUUCAUUCCUCUCUGUUCUCUACUUCCAUUGACGAGCCUGUCUCGUGAAGAAGGGUCCCCCCUAUUAGUGCGGGGUAUACGAAUAGCUUCCCGACGCGUCGUGCGGCGAGUAUGUCGAGACCCCGUCGAACCAGGAGAUCAGAUCACCCUGUGUCCGUGUCGUCAUCGUCGGUGUCUGACUCCUCCGACCUGGAUUCGAUCUCUCCGUCGCCAACCGCAUCCCUUAAAUCGUCAGAUUCCUUCGUGUCCGCAGCGUCAUCGUCCACGGCCUCCAAUGUCUUCCUCUUCCUCGUCGCGUUUCGGCUGCUGAACGCCCUCUCCGUCCGAACCUUCUUUCAACCCGAUGAAUUCUUUCAGUCCCUCGAACCCGCCUGGCAGAUCGCGUUUGGAAAGGAUCAGGGCGCGUGGAUCACCUGGGAAUGGAGGCAUCAGCUGAGAUCGUCCAUCCAUCCGCUGCUGUUUGCCGCUGUGUACAAGGUCGCCGAUCUCCUCGCCCUCGCCCUUCGCCUGGCACCCGCAACACGUGCCGACUUGCUGGUGGCGGCGCCCAAGUGCGCUCAGGCCGUUUUCGCUGCUCUCGCCGAUUGGUAUACAUGGAAGCUCGCUGGGUUGGUGUAUGGUCGUCGCAGUCGUGAAGCCUGGGUUACGCUGGCAUUGACGGUCGUCAGUCCCUGGCAAUGGUUCUGCUCCACCAGGACGCUGUCCAAUUGCCUUGAAACCACGUUGACCGUGGUCGCGCUCAAUUCGUGGCCCUGGAAGUGGUCGGUCGAUAACGUUCCCCACGAUUAUGGUUCGCAUGCUGGGAGUCUACGCCGCUGCCUCUGGCUGGCCGCAUUGGCCUGUAUCCUGCGACCGACCAACGUCUUGGUCUGGAUGACCCUGGCCAGCGUCGCGUGGUUCCGGAGUACGUGGACCGGACGGAAAGUCCUCGCGCGAGAGGCGCUACUUUGCGGGUCGAGCACCCUCGCUCUGUCGGCGGUGGUGGAUCGUCUCUUCUACGGGGUCUGGACCUUUCCACCCCUCAAGUUCCUGUACUUCAACGUGGCGCAGUCGUUGGCCGCCUUCUACGGGAGAAAUGACUGGCACUAUUACAUCUCCCAGGGCUUCCCGCUCCUUUUGACCACAGCGCUGCCCUUCGCGGCCGUCGGCCUGUAUCGCGCAUUGAGACCGUCCGCCGCCACCGGAUCGCAACGGACCAUGCAGGGGCAACUGGCUGCGAUAUGCCUGGUGAUGCCGCUGGCGCUGUCCUUGAUUUCCCACAAGGAAGUUCGGUUCAUCUACCCCUUGCUCCCGGCGCUGCAUGUUCUGACUGCACCUUCCCUCGUGACCUUCUUUGCGCCCGCGGUAUCCCGAUCCCAUGCGGCCUACACGCCGAGACGGCUGACUUUGAUGUUUCUCUUGCUGGCGAACGUGGUCAUCGCGUUGUACACCACCCUCUAUCACGCAUCGGGGACCCCCAGCGUCCUGUCCUAUCUCCGGGAACAGCAGCAAGCGCACGCUCCCGUUGACAAGUCGGCUGCGAAAUCGGGGACCGGCAUCAGCGCAGGAUUCCUCAUGCCCUGCCAUAGCACGCCCUGGCGCUCUCAUCUGGUCCACCCGAACAUUCACGCGUGGGCGCUGUCCUGCGAGCCGCCGGUCGGCCUGGACGAGGCCCAGAAGGCAGUCUACGUGGACGAGGCGGACCAGUUCUACGACGACGCGAGUCAGUUCUUGCGCAGCCAUAUGGGUGGUGGACUCCACCAUGUACCCCGCCGACCAUCCUACCAGGACUCCUCCCGGCCGUCCGCGGCUUCGCCCACCGUCCACGACUGGCCGGAUUACCUCGUCUUCUUUGCCCAGCUAGAACCGACGCUGAAGUCGACCCUCCGGAGCUCCUCGUACGGCGAAUGCUGGCGCACCUUCAACACGGCUUGGCACGAUGACUGGCGCCGUCGGGGGGACAUCGUCGUGUGGUGUCUGGACCCCGCGGAGCAGCAGGCUUGGCGGUCCCAGACGCAUCAGCGCGAAGUCGAAGCGCGCGAUCGCCAAUUCGACCGCGUGGUGAAGAAUUUCCAGCGCGAGGCCCACGCACUGCGAAAGCAGUCCUCCUCGAGCCGGUGGGCGCUGCCCCGGCCCUCCAUGCCCCGCGUCUCGUGGCCGCCCGUGUGGCCGUGGAGCCAGCCGAAGCGGAAAACCUGGCUGGGCAUCGAGCUGCCCGAGUCACGGUGGACUAGCAGCCCAUCUGGGAAUUGGGACUGGGCCAAAGUCUGGAGGAAAAAGGCAAAGAAGGUCGUGGAUCGAAAGUUAUGGGCUUGACAUGUCUUUCCCUAGUUUCAUUCCUUUCGGCUCUUGUCUUUCUACUGCCUUUUAUUUGAUUGAUUCGUCCAGGAUAUCUCGUUUGCGCGUUUGGCGAUUUGCUUGACCAGCGUUCCAGCUGAGGUGCGCCCACAGGUUGGAUCUG
This is a messenger RNA of Aspergillus campestris IBT 28561, 2783 nucleotides long. It is a transcript of the gene gpi10, whose product is annotated as putative glycosylphosphatidylinositol-alpha 1,2 mannosyltransferase. The transcript has 5 exons. The record is from RefSeq and is a predicted model, not a curated record. Lineage: Eukaryota; Fungi; Ascomycota; Eurotiomycetes; Eurotiales; Aspergillaceae. Bases 455 to 2638 code for a protein of 727 amino acids. Gene Ontology annotation, molecular function: alpha-1,2-mannosyltransferase activity. Gene Ontology annotation, cellular component: endoplasmic reticulum membrane. Gene Ontology annotation, biological process: GPI anchor biosynthetic process.